AUGAAAAGAAUCCUUUUACCUAACAAUCUAAAGGUAGAAAACAUUCUUGAUGCAGAAAUUGUUGAUAUGUUCAGCCCAUACUACCAGAUUUCCGAACUUAUCUGGAACAUUUCAGAUGAUAAACAAUUAAUUAUGGAAUCUGCGGAUAACAUCAAUUAUAUUGUAAAUAAUUACAAUAUUUCAAAGAUAUUUGUCAUCGAUACGUUUAACACAGUCUCCGUUAAGAGAGAGAAAUCACGUGCCGCACUGGCAGAACUUUAUGCAAGUUUGAAUUGGAAAAGUGACAAAUUCAAAUUCACUUCUUAUUUAGGAGUCCUUUUAAAGGAAAAAGGACUUAUAUCAAAAGAAUAUCAAACAAUUACUCCUCAGUAA
Trichomonas vaginalis G3 is the source of this 372-nucleotide messenger RNA. RefSeq lists its product as uncharacterized. The transcript has a single exon. Lineage: Eukaryota; Parabasalia; Trichomonadida; Trichomonadidae. The record is from RefSeq and is a predicted model, not a curated record. Bases 1 to 372 code for a protein of 123 amino acids.